Microdochium trichocladiopsis is the source of this 3459-nucleotide messenger RNA. RefSeq lists its product as uncharacterized. NCBI's taxonomy places the organism in Eukaryota, Fungi, Ascomycota, Sordariomycetes, Xylariales, Microdochiaceae. Bases 1 to 3459 code for a protein of 1152 amino acids. Gene Ontology annotation, cellular component: nucleus. Gene Ontology annotation, molecular function: DNA-binding transcription factor activity, RNA polymerase II-specific. The transcript has a single exon. Gene Ontology annotation, biological process: regulation of transcription by RNA polymerase II. The record is from RefSeq and is a predicted model, not a curated record.
AUGGCAGCAUUGGAAGGGCAAGGAGAAGACAAGAACGAGCUAGCAGCAGCAGCAGCAGCAGCAGAGAUGGUCAGCCUCUUUGCCAGCACACCGGCGACUAGCCUAACCCGGGCCCUGCCGCAUGGGUCCGCAGCAGAUGUGCUGGUGUUGCAGUCUUCAAGCGGUGGUGGGAGCACAUUUGACGUGCGUGACGUGCUGUACACCGCGUACGCGGAGCGCGGGGUUGGCCUUGGCGGCGGCGAUGGUGAUGGUUCUGGUUCGAGGGUACGGAAAGGCGGCGGGAUCAGGAUCCUGCUUUGCCAAGAGGAGGCGGCAGUUGUGGCGAGAGAUCUAUUGUUCCUGACCUUGGUUUUGGACUCGGGUGCUCAGCGUGCUGGUGAAGCAGGUCAGCAGCCGGAUGAUGGAGGAUCGGACGAUGGCGACGAAGGUAUCCUAUGGGAAGCUUUCAAUGACUUGUUCGUGCCCGAGGCAAUAUUCGAAAAGGUCAUUGCUCAGGCUGACAAGCUUGUCGGCGUGGCUGGCGCUAAGGGAAGGUUGGAGGCAUGGAAUGCGAGCACAUACGGACAUGCGCUCGGCUUUCACGAUGAGUCGACUUUGCAGCAAGUCAGGCAGGUGUGGGAACAGUACAGAGCACCAAACUCCGAGCUGAGGGCAGCGCAGUUUCGCGAAAGCCUGGGUUUAUCGCAAAAGAUCCGCGAUGCCGAGCAAGUGGACGUCGACAAACAGAUUUCACUGUCCGGCCUGCGAUCAGCAGCACCGGUGCCACUGGCUUCCGGGGAUAUUGUGUCGCGUGGUUUCAAGCAGUUCUGGGAGCAUGGCAGCUUGACCUCCGCUGCCGACGACAAGCUCGAAGUUGAGAAGAGUGAAGGUCGGGACAAAACAGAGCCACGGCGCCUUCCGAAUCCGCUGAUGGCGGCCUGUCUAUUAACUUCCUCGACUAAUGGCACUUCGGAGCAGAAGAAAGCCCUUCAUUACAGCUCGAACCCCUUGCUGGGAUAUCAUCUCGGGGCGGCUCUCGCCAGGCUUGCGCCAGGCUCGCCUUAUUCAAUACUUCAAACUGUCAGCGAUGGCGACGAGUAUGCAAAUAUUGUCACAUCCGUUCGCAUACAAUUCCGGGAGUGGGCAAAUGCUUUUCGGGAAAUGGCGAGAGAACGGGGCAUCAAUUUGCAAUACUGCGUCAACCCACUUACGGACUUUCUGCGAACUCUUUCAGACGACACCCAAGAGAGCACUGAGCAGAAAACCUCGAGAUCAGAAGUUUCGAGGCGGUUUGAUAUAAUCGACACGACUUCAUGCGCGGACGAGCAUGGCUUUCUCAAUCUGCUUGUAGCCUCCAGACCGCUGCUGAGACCGAGCCCUGCGUCCGUCAUCUACACGGAAACACUGAAACGUCAACCCGGCCUAUCAUACAAGCAAAAUCUCGACUUGCUGAUGUGCGGCGAUGCUCUCCUGAACUCUCUGGUCAUCGACUUGAGCCCCGUCGAGUACUGGACCAACACGAGCACCGAGUCGUGUAUCGAUGAUGUCCUCAUCCGCGGCUCGGUUGAUGGCGCACAGACGAGCGGGAUCUUGCAAGGCCACUUUCGGGCUUCAUGGCGGCUCACGGAUCAUUUCUCUGGGACAGUUGCCUCGGGCGGCCGAUUGGCUGACGAGCAACUGCUCUUCAUGGAGGAUGGCGACGCCUCGACGAUACUGGCAAAUGUGCUUUCGGGGUUGCUCAGGCAAGAGCAGACCCUCAUGGCUACAAAAGAGGAUGCCGAAAUACUCAGCACCCGGCUCCUAGCACGAUUCAAGACGUUCACACUCCUUCUCCUACGGCAUGUACGGGUCAAGUGGGAUUCAGUGGCUGCCAGCCUUAUGAGUAAACUGCCGGACUGCUUCACGGCAAGUACGCUUUCGCCUCAUGAAUCGUGUGGCACGAAGUUCGCCGUGUUUUCAAAAGAGGUACACCAAAUGCUUAGUGAGCGGGACGACGACGGGCUGCAUUGGACAGCUCAGAAAGACGUCAACCUCCGGAUAUCACCCAGGCCAGCUGGCCAGACUGUUAUGAUUGCCCAUCUAAACCUGAAGAACGGGAAUAGUGAACCGCUGCUGGAGCAAGAUGCGCCGGUCAGACUACAGCAACAAUCCCCAUUCUUGAUCAGUGUCAUCAUCGAUGGCGAUGGUGCCGCGAAAUACAGCGCAGACGUCAUCUUCCCGAUGCCGGUUCUCGCGAGCAAAGUAUCUGUGUCUACGGGUCAUCAGAUUUCCCAAGGAGCGAGCUUGGUUGAUUCCUCUGCACUAGAGAACGCCCACGCGCGCAGCUUUAUAGAGCUCACAGCACAGGUCGUGGACCCAAUCGAGCUCGAAGACUUCUCGGAGCUGAUCCUGCCGAUUCGGAUCGCCAGUCUUCCAAACAGUACCAAUAAGACACCCAUUGCUCUCAACAACCACAGUGUCAAUCUCGAUUCAUUACCGAUAGUGAGCGUCGACAACAACGAGUCGGACGCAGUGGCCAAGAAGGCCAAUGCCUGGCUCGCGACCCUGACAUCGCAGCAGUUCUCCACGCGCGAGCGCAAGGAGCGCGAGCUCGCAUACGAGGACGACACGCUCCCGCCUUCGGCCAAGCUGAACCUCAAGGAGUCCAUCUUCACCAUCUUCAUGCUCGCGUCGGGCCUGCAGGGCGGGAACACGGGCCUGUUUACGCUCUCGCACCCGACCAAGGGCAACCAGAUCCUCAUCUUUGUCCGGGCGAUCCGGCUUGACGGGAGCGCGGGGUCCGUGGUCGCGGACGCCGCGGUGCUGCCGGUCACGCGGGAGCUGCUGGACUCGGGCGAGCUCGAGACUUUCUUGCUCGUUCUCAGGGAGCUCGACGCCUGCGUGAUCGAGGUGACCGACGAGGAGCUCGUGCUGUGGAAGCGGGUGCUGCCUGCGAUGGUGGAGCGGUGUCGCACGUCGUGGGAGCACACGGAAAACUGCGAGUAUUUCUCGUCCUCCUCGUGUUACUCCACUGUAGGCGGUCACCCAACAGCAGCGGCAGCAGCAGCAGCAAGUGUUGUUCCACUGAGCGUCGAGCCGGAGAAACCGUUUCUGUGCUCGUGUGGCAAUGGGAGACUGCCCGAGCGGUAUAUGGGCGGCCUGCCCGAGUGGGAGGAGUCUGCCGCGCGGCACGCGGUGCGCGUGGCGAUCAGCCCGCUCUUCGCGGUGCCCUGGGUCGAGGACAUUAUGGACGUCGAGCUGGUGAGGAGCGCGGGCGGCGUGGAAGGGAUGGUGGCGGCGAGCCGAGACCGGUGCAGGCGUUGCGGCGCGACAGAGAGGGCAGGUGAGACAGUGGAUUCCACUGCUGGCGAUGGUGACAAGAAGCGACCGCUCAUGCGGUGCACGCGGUGCAAGGACGCAAUGUACUGCUCACACGAGUGUCAGAAGAAGGAUUGGAAGAAGCACCGGAUGGAAUGUCGGGCGCCUGGUCAGGUAGAGUAG